Molecule: messenger RNA, 1461 nt
Organism: Coniosporium apollinis CBS 100218
Lineage: Eukaryota; Fungi; Ascomycota; Dothideomycetes
Exons: 1
Coding region: 1-1461 (486 amino acids)
Source: RefSeq, a predicted model, not a curated record
AUGGCGUCCUCGGACGUGGACCAGAAGAUCGUCGCCAUGCUCGCCAAGUCCACCGAGAUCGUGAACCCUAUGAUCUCGAAAGCGUUCUACAAAAUACUGGGUCUUUCGGUCAUGCUCUCGCGCAAACUCUACCGCGCGCGCAAGCUGCGCAAAUUGGACACAUCCAGGGAAACCAAAUCACUUGGCCUCUACCACCACAUCGUCUGGCUAUCUCGAGAAGGCCUCACGAUGCUCGAGGACUGGGUAAUUCCAUGGAUGAAAUUUGGCGACAACCAAGAACUCUUCGGACCGCACGCACGGGAAUGCAUCGUCAUGGCCGCAAAGCUGCGCGCCUCCUUCCUGCACAUAUUCUGCCUGUUCCACAACUAUCCGCCAGUGGGCCAAGUUAUCAACGCCACAACCACCUCUCCAACCUCAGGCACUUCCACCGUACGACGGACUUCUCCGCCAUCGGCCACAAAACCGCCCUACCGAAACGGCAGCAGCAACGGCAACGGCAACGGCGCCCUCCGCGAGCCCGCCCUCCGGGAUCCAGUGACCUCGAUUCUCUCCGACUCCUCCUUCGUCACAAACCCCUAUCCCCAAGACGCGCGCGGCAUCCCCCCUUCAUCAGCCGUACCCCCACCACUUCCAACCUCCCGCCCGCCCGGCCUCGACCCUAAUCCCCCAACCUGGCCCGACUUCGUCGUCCCCCCCUCCAGCACCAACCCGGGCAUCGCAACCUCGCACCCCCCGCCCGGCUUCUCCCCGCAACAACCGCGCCACGCGCCCCACCGCUCCCUCUCCCCCUCCUUCCUCCUCCCAGCCGUGAACUACAUCCCGCAAACCCUGGCCGCCUUCGCCGAAGCCGGCGCCCUCGGCGCGCGCCACCUCGCAGGCUCGCACCCGCUCCGCCUUUCCAUCGCGGUCGAGCACGCAGCCUUCCUGUGGGACGUGGUGGCCGCGCACGCGGAGAGCCGGCGGCUGGCGCGGCAGGCGAUCCGCGAGGUGUAUCGGGCCAGCGAGGGGAUUACGGAUGCCGAGUUCGACGACGCCGCGGAGUUGGUCGGGGUGCUGGGGAAGAUGAUGAAGAGGCGGAGCUGGGAGGGGACGCCGAGGGUUGGGGUCGGGGCGCAGGCGGCGGGGUCGGGGACGAGUAGUGAGGGCGUGGGUGGAGGGGCGGUGCCGGCGGGACGGAGGAAUGGGGAGGCGGUGCCGCCGCUGCCGACGGGGGAGGUGAGGAGGAGUAGUGCGGAGAGGGAGAGGAGGGUGGGGAGUGGUGGGAAUCGGAGGGAGAGCGGAGGCAGUGUGGCAAACAGCAAAGAGCAGAGGACUAGCGGCGGUAGCGCGGGACGGGAAUCCAGAAGGAGUGGCGGCAGUGGAAGGGAGGAGCGAAGGAGUAAUGGCAGUGGUGGGAAAGCAGAGAGCAGGAGUAGCGCCGGCAGCGGGAGAGAGAACCGCCGUACUACAGGAAGCCGAUGA